This is a messenger RNA of Laetiporus sulphureus 93-53, 2007 nucleotides long. RefSeq names its product polyubiquitin-tagged protein recognition complex Npl4 component. Gene Ontology annotation, biological process: ubiquitin-dependent protein catabolic process. The record is from RefSeq and is a predicted model, not a curated record. Gene Ontology annotation, molecular function: ubiquitin binding; ubiquitin protein ligase binding. Bases 1 to 2007 code for a protein of 668 amino acids. Gene Ontology annotation, cellular component: nucleus. The transcript has 7 exons. Lineage: Eukaryota; Fungi; Basidiomycota; Agaricomycetes; Polyporales; Laetiporaceae.
AUGCUCGUCAGAGUUAGGUCGAAGGACGGAAACUUCCGCUUCGAGCUCCCUCCUACGGCCGACAUAUCAGAACUCGCGGCCAAGAUCCUUGAGACCACGACAGAUGCGGAUCCAGCGACCUUGGCGAUCUCGGAUCGCCCUCGCGGCAAUGAAACCUUGGUGUCGACGCUGAAGGGUAGUGAUCUGCAAGCGCUAGGCAUCGCUCAUGGUACAAUGGUUUUUGUCUCGUACCAACCCCGUGCCGCCGGGACGGCAAACGCGGCGCCCGCUGCUGAGCCGUUUGAGAAGGCACAAACAAGCAGCAGUUCAGGGAAGCGUCCAUGGGAGUCUGUGCUGGAGGACCCAGUGGACACCUAUUGGCGGUCGCAGGAUGGCAAAAUCCCUCGCAAUCGCGACCCCAAAUUCUGCAAGCAUGGCGCGAAUGCCAUGUGCGACUACUGCAUGCCCCUCGAGCCAUACGACACAGCCUACCACGCGGAGCACAAUAUCAAACACCUGUCCUUCCAUGCCUACCUCCAGAAGUUAACGCCCAAGUCUUCCGGUACCGCCUCGUCGACGGCACUGCUCCCUCCCCUCUCGCAGCUCUCGUACAAAGUGAAAGACCCAUGUCCGAGUGGCGGACACCCGCCUUGGCCUGCGGGAAUCUGUACGGCUUGUCAGCCGUCUGCGAUUACGCUGCAGAGCCAGCCAUUCCGUAUGGUGGACCAUCUCGAGAUCGCAUCAGAGGCAAUUAUUGACCGGUUUCUGCAUGCAUGGCGAAUGACCGGUCUGCAGCGGUUUGGGUGGCUGAUCGGGCGAUACGAGCCGUACGACAAAGUGCCUAUGGGCGUCAAAGCCGUUGUGGAGGCUGUUCACGAGCCACCUCAGGAAGGCGAGCUUGACGGGUUGUCGUUAGGCCUACCAUGGGAGGAUGAGCCAAGAAUACGUGCACUAGCGAAGGACACAUCGUCUCCUCUUCAAAUUGUCGGUUACAUCUUCACUGACCUGGAGCCAGUGCCGGAAGACAGGACAAAGAGCAAGUAUAAGCGUCAUCCUCAGUCAUUCUACCUCUCCUCACUGGAAGCCAUCUUCGCGGCACAUGUGCAGAAUGCCAAUCCUACUCCGACUAAGUCGUCCCCGACCGGCCUGUUCGCUUCGCGCAUGGUGACGGCAGUGCUGACAGGAACGGAGUCCGGCGGCAUUGACGUCUCAGCGUACCAAGUCUCGGAGCAAGCCUGUGCGAUGGUGGAAGCUGACAUGAUCGAAGCGAGCGUUGAGCCUGGCAUCGUGCGCAUCAAAGAGGAGGAUCGCAGCGAAGACACAGCGCGAUACGUACCAGACGUGUUCUUCCGAUACAAGAAUGAGUACGGCCUUGAUGUGCAGAAGAGUGCGAAGCCUUGCUUCCCCGUGGAGUACCUGCUCGUGAACGUAUCGAACGGCUUCCCGCAGAACCCAUCGCCUCUCUUCCGUUCAACAGAGUUCCGCAUCGAGAACCGACCAGGGCUAGAGGAUCAGCAUAUCGAGACCGUACUGCGGGCUCUCUCAGACUUGAGAGCACCAGACAUCCCGGAGAGCUCACGGGGCGGUGAUCCGCAACUGCGUUUGGCAUUAGCCAAGUGGCUCAGUGACUGGCAUCUCAUCGCGUUCUUGGGCACUACGCAACUGAUCCAUGCAAAUGACAUGAAAAUUCUGGUCCGCACGGCUACUGCGCCAAACCUGGACGACCCUACCGUCCUCGACGAGCUCAUACGUACGGAGGGAUGGCAAACACUCAUGACCUUUACUCGCGAGACCGCGCCUCCACCACUUCCGGCCACGUCCGCCCCAACCGCACCCACGCAGACUGCUAUGGACGAAGACAUACCGCGGGAAAUCUACGAUCAGAUUGCACGAGAACAAGCCGAGUGGAAUACAGGGGGAGGCGGCGGCGGCAGCGGCGGCGGAAACAUCCGAAUCUGUCCUCAUUGCACAUAUGAGAACACACACGGUGGCAGUGAUUGCGAAGUCUGUGGAUUGCCUCUAGAGUAG